AUGUCCUACUACAAUCAACCGUAUGGGCAGAGCAACAGCGCAGCUGCAUCAAACCUCCAAUUCUACCCAUCGUCCUAUGCCACCGUCUCCGGCCACACCACGCCGUCACAGGCGUCCUUUGGCGGCUAUGGCGCCGGUAACAGCGCGACCGCGUAUGCUGGGUACGGCGCAAGCUCGUCCGGCGCGUUCGGUGGAGGUGCGGGAAUUCCAGGGGUUAGUGGCCGUAUGGGAGACUCCGGAGGACUAAGAACCGGCUGGCUGGCUGCUUUUGGGACCGAAGGUUAUGAAGGGGAGCCAGGGUUGAUGGAAGAGCUUGGGGUGAAUUUUUCACACAUCAAAACAAAGACGCUCACGGUGCUCAACCCGUUGACACGACCCUCACCCCACAUCAUGGACGACAGCGAUUUAUAUGGAGGGCUCCUGUUCCUGAUUUUGUACGGGACCUUUCUCGCUCUCUCCGGCAAGUUCUUCUACGGGUACAUCUACGGGAUCGCGUUGUUCGGGUCAAUCGCGCUGCAUUGGAUGUUCGCCCUGAUGACCCCACCCCUAGAUCCAAACGACUCGGACCAGAUUUCGCAGGCGCAGCCAGACCAUGGACCUGGCAGCUCAGGCCAUGGUGGUGGUCACUUUUCAAGCACGUUAACCUUCUCCCGGAGCGCAAGCGUCCUCGGCUAUUGUUUUCUGCCACUGGUCUUUACCGCGCUUUUUGGAGUGUUGCUCCCCAUGGACACGGCAAUGGGGUAUGUCUUGACUGCCGCUGCGGUGGGUUGGUGCACAUAUAGCAGUUCGGGUAUGUUCGUCAGUGUAGGGAGGAUGAAGGGCAUGCGAGGCUUGGUGGCGUAUCCUCUUGCUUUGUUCUAUCUGGGGUUUGGGAUCAUGGGCAUUUUCUCCUCCAGAGGGAGCGGCAUGCUGCAAGGGAAAGUGAUGUGA
Capronia epimyces CBS 606.96 is the source of this 930-nucleotide messenger RNA. RefSeq lists its product as uncharacterized. NCBI's taxonomy places the organism in Eukaryota, Fungi, Ascomycota, Eurotiomycetes, Chaetothyriales, Herpotrichiellaceae. Gene Ontology annotation, cellular component: trans-Golgi network. Gene Ontology annotation, biological process: endoplasmic reticulum to Golgi vesicle-mediated transport; vesicle fusion with Golgi apparatus. The transcript has 2 exons. Bases 1 to 930 code for a protein of 309 amino acids. The record is from RefSeq and is a predicted model, not a curated record.